ACUCCAGCGCACAUCCACUCCUCUUUUCCACUACACAUUCAGCCUUGCAAUAGACGCGCCUGCGCCACACUAUCAGUCCCGCCAACAGCCACCUCGCCGUGUCGCCAACCGCAGCCAUGACUACCUCCAUGACUACCUCCAUGACUACCUCCACCCCAACGACAACGUACCCCUAUUCAUACACUACAUUUACCAAUGCGUCACCAACCCCCUUCACAACGCCAUCGGCCUUACCAUCCAUGUUCCCAUGGGGCGGCCUCCCAUCCAGCGCAUGCCCCGUUCCAUCCAACGCCCCCUCGUCUGACCCAGACGUGCCCUAUAUCCGCCCCGAUGGCCAGCUCGGCAGCUGCGUAAUCAGCAACGUCGAAUCCGUCAAUGACCACUCCUUCUGGGACAUGUACGACUGCUGCAAGACGGGCAAGAUGACCGCAACCGGCUCUACCUUGCCCUGCACUUCGAUUUGCUAUGCAAACGAACAGCGCAGUUUCCUCGAGAUUGGCGAGUGUCUGAGCAAGAGGAACAAGAUUGUCGUGUGCAGUCCGCCCGAGGAUCAGAGGGGCGAGCCACAGAGUUCGGGCUCGCAUUCGAGCUCGACAAGUGCGAGUGCUACCAAGGCGGAUACUACCGUCGUGAGCGCGAGGCCUACGGCGACGGCGGCCCAGGGCGCGGCGAAUACAGUUGCGGGUGGGCAGGGUGCGGCAUCCAAGGCUGGGUUGGUGGUGUUUGGCCUCAUGGCAUUGUCGUCUGCUGCAGGCAUGCUGCUGUAAUCGUUGCGAUUGAUUGAAGUGGUGCGUUUUCCAGCAGAUUGUUUCAAUGUAUGUAUAUAUGUAAUAUCAGUUUCCAUAGUGGUUACUUUGGGAGGGGGGUUCAAGUUCCUUCUUUGUCCAACUACUUGGCUUUAAUUCUAUAGAAACAUAAGAAAUUGAAGAAGAUUUUUGACACUGUUCUGCAUCUC
Molecule: messenger RNA, 955 nt
Organism: Bipolaris maydis ATCC 48331
Lineage: Eukaryota; Fungi; Ascomycota; Dothideomycetes; Pleosporales; Pleosporaceae
Source: RefSeq, a predicted model, not a curated record